GAAACGACAUUAUAUCGCGAUUCUACGAGCUUCAAGGUGUAGGUGAGAUCGGUGAAUCAUUUUGUGAAAGAGAAAUAUUCAUUUCUUAUACACAGUGCCCCCGGUAAUAGGAAAAAUUUUGUUUUACUCAUUUUUGUCCAUAAAUGGUAUACCGAAGCCGCUUUUGGUGAUUAGUUAGAUAAGAUUAUUGUUGUGCUUUGUAACUGCUAGUUUCGUUUCAUUUUUCACAUACGAUGGAUAGACAAAGUUUUUUGACAAUUGACCAUCUACCCACAGAGGUUCUCGACAAAAUAUUCUCGUACCUGACAUUUUACGAUGUGAAAGCAGUAAAAGGUGUCUGCCGCCGAUGGCUGGACAUAACGCUACAUUCGUCCUACACCAGACACAACAAAAUAAAUAUUCGAAAUUUCAAAUUUCUGCCACGGGAUAUGGGAGAAAGGCCGGAUGAUAGUGUCGCUGGCUUAUCGUUCAUAUACCAAACAGUGAAGCUCAAUUACAAAGAAUAUGCACACAGCGAAUACGAUGAAUUUGAACGGAGUGUUAAGCUGUUCAUGAAAUUCAAUGGGGAGAAUGUGAAGAAUUUAACGCUCAUCGAUUUCCAUGCUACGAAAGAGCCGCGACUGUACAAACUAUGCAGCGAAAUUAUCGAUGCAACUCCAAAUUUAGAGAGUCUCUGCUUGAACAAUACCCAAUUUGAUCGUCGAUUGUUUCUGAACGAAACUAACGAGACGAAUCGCGGUGCUCGGAACCUUAAACAGUUGUCAUUAGUACCGUGGAGUUUGCGUUUAGUCGAAUAUGAUCAAUUGGAGGACUUAGAAAAGAACUGCCCCAAAUUGCUGGGCUUGACUUGGCUUAACGCCCACACAUUUUUAGACGAUAAGGCUCUAGCAUUUUUCAGAUCUAUCUCUCGUCGCUUGAAAACAUUGAAAAUUCAUAAUGUGCUUGCGGAGGACCUGAUGCUGGAGAAAAACUUCCCAGUUUUAAGCGAAUUUCGAUUGAUAUCGCUGGACAUAAAGUUCGACACGAGCGUUGUGCCGGAAUAUAUGUUCGCAAAAUUCGUAGAAUUCAUAAACAAUCAAAAGGACACAUUGACAGACCUAACAUUGUACUGUUCGGAUGUCAUGAUGCAGUAUCUGAAUAGAGUUUACAGUACUCUCACCAAACUAGAACCUGAAAAUCGUUUACGAUGGAGUCGAUGUGGUUGAUUUGGCAAGUGUGUUAUCGCAACCGAGACAAUUGAAGGUGCUACAGAUGACCAGCGACUUUACGAAUGUGGUGCAGCCAACGCAGAACAAUUUGAAAUUCUUGAAUUGCAACGUAUGUGCUUAUCCUCAAUUCCUGACUGUAAUCAACCAUUUUACGAACUUAGUGGCCCUACGUGUUAUUCUGAUCACAUUGCCCACACUGAAUGCGCUGUCCACAUUUUACAGCUCAUUAUCCAGGCUAAAAUACAUCUACUUGGAAA
Messenger RNA from Bradysia coprophila, 1465 nucleotides. RefSeq lists its product as uncharacterized. NCBI's taxonomy places the organism in Eukaryota, Metazoa, Arthropoda, Insecta, Diptera, Sciaridae. Gene Ontology annotation, molecular function: protein binding. The record is from RefSeq and is a predicted model, not a curated record.